Messenger RNA from Anneissia japonica, 2214 nucleotides. RefSeq names its product ankyrin repeat, PH and SEC7 domain containing protein secG-like. The transcript has a single exon. Lineage: Eukaryota; Metazoa; Echinodermata; Crinoidea; Comatulida; Comatulidae. The record is from RefSeq and is a predicted model, not a curated record. Bases 296 to 1528 code for a protein of 410 amino acids. Gene Ontology annotation, molecular function: protein binding.
GGGUUUUGUGCAAGUUAAUAAAAUAUUAACUGAUGCUCGUUACACUCUUCUAGCGCUUCUUUGUUAUGAGGCGAUCGUUGACAUAGUUGCAGCGCUAACAGUAGACGAUUUCUUUUGUUCUUUUGUCAAGUUGUAACGUUGUUUUGAAAACAACUUGGGUCUACCUGUGAACGUUAAUAUCUUGGCCAUCUAAAGUAGAGGUGCACUAUUACUACAACAGGAAAUAAAACUAAAUUUUCAUCGCAAUGAUGCGUUAACCUAUAAAAUAGGCCACCAAAUUGUAACAUAAUUUCAGAUGGCAAGCUUACUUAGGACGUCACGAAGACAUGGUCUCCAUCGUGCAAUCGAUGAUUGCAGGCUACAUCAAGUUAGACUCUUAGUCUAUAUGGGAUCCAACGCUGAUGGUCGUGAUCAUUCGGGACGAACCCCUUUGAUGGCUGCGUGCAUGACUGAUGAUGAGCAGAGAGGUCUAAAAAUUGUACGUAUACUCUUACAUGCCAAAGCGGACUUAAAUAGUAAAGACGCACUUGGGCGAUCGGCGCUUUCUUACGCUGCAUUGUUUGGGAGGGAAAAUAUAGCUGCACGUUUGUUACAAGAAGACACAAUAGAGAAAAACAUUCCCGAUCGUACUGGUGAUACACCUUUAAAUUUAGCAGCUUUUAAAGGCCAUCUUGGGGUUACACGACUGCUUGUUAGUGUCCUCAUUCGAGACGGCUUAACUGUGGACACACGCAAUGGUGAGGGUUGCACUGCGUUGCUACUGGCUACUAAAAAUGGACAUUACCAGUGUGCAAAAGUAUUAUUAGAGGAAGGAAACGCGUCAAUAUACACCAGAGAUAACAGAUUGUACAUGAAUGCUGCGGAAUGGGCCAAGUACAGCCAGCGAAUGUUUGAAACUUCUCUAAAGGAGAAAAGUGUUUCGUUACUCCAAACUUUCAAAGGACAACUGUGUUCUGUGGAUAACGUGGGUUUGCACCAGCCUGGUUUUUUACGUGUAAAUUUACCACCAAUUCAGCGACAGAACUUAAAUAAUUCAUUUACGAACUCAUACGGCCUAAACCCCACCCAAACCUGGUGUGUCCUAAACGAGGUUAGGAAUCGUCAGCGUAGCUUGGGUGAAUUAGUAACUCUGCUGGAAGAAAUGGAGAUAGAUGAACAAGAAAUAAGACUAGAUAGGCCUACAGGAGGGAAAACUAAAGAACGUCCAUUGAGCUCAACAAGCUCAACUCCAACGCCACGACCAAAGCAGACUAUAGCUAGCCAGAAGACGAAAACUUACAAUUUCAACCACGAUUUUCGAAUAUUGUUUGAAAUGUACCAAAAUCAGUUAUCAAGCAGACCGGCACAGUGUUUAUCUAGGCCAGUUACUAGGCCUACCACUACACCUGACCUGAUUGAACUGGAGCCGAAAAAACUUGCUGUAGGCCGCAAGAUAUCCAACACCAGAAGAGGCAGUGCGAUGGGCCAGCAACAGCCACCAAUGUUAACCCGACGAAAGACCUCUACUAAUCUACUAGUCCAGCCGUAGUAAUCAAACCCUUAAUGAGUACCAUUUGACAGACAUGAUAAUUGAGUAGACUUAAAGUACUAUAAUAUUUUUUCAUACAACUAAAAAAAGGGAAUUUUUUUUCGUUGAAGGCUAUGCUUGAUAAAUAUUACAUACUUACAUUGGACAUAAUGUAUAUAUAUAUACUCAAUUAUAUGGACACACGUGUCGAAGAAAGUGUGUUGAGGUGGACGUCAAACAUGACGUACAUAGCCUGUGUAGAUACAGAUGCAAAAAAAAAAAAAAGUAUAAAGGGCAUUCUUGAUACGAUUAUAAUAUCAGUUUCCUAUUUGAGCACUGUUAAUAUUAUUUAUCUAUUUGUUUAUAAUAUUGUGUUGUGCUAAGUAACAAGCCUAUUAGAGUAUUAUUAACGUGAUCUCAAGCUGUGACCUAAAACAAGUCUUUGUAGCUUAAACAUAGCUCCACUAUGUGUGAGCGUUUCUAAAGUCAUUUGUAUUGGAGAAAGCAUCUGGGGGCUAGAUUUGCAAAUAUACCCUAUAGGUCUCCGUGAUCUAAUAGCAUGAUACCCGCCUUUUUAGCGAGAGUCAGCAGGUUCAAAUCCUGCAAGAGACAUUUUUUUUAUACAACUGAAAAAAAGAAAAUUUUCUUUCAAGGAUGCUUGAUACGAUUAUAACAUCAUGUUCUCAACAUUGUUAUUAUAAUUUAUC